ACUUGAAAAAAAAAAAUAUUUGAAAAAAAGUACAAUCUAAUUGACAACGAAGCAUGACGAACGACGGGGAACACAUGAUCGUCAACAACAAGGAUGGCGACGGCUGCGGCGAGUGCGCGUGCGCGGGCGCCGCCGAAAACAGCUGUGCGACCAAGGCUGAGGUGCCGUCGUCCCUCCCGCUGGUGUCCGACAAGGGCAUGAAACCACCUGCCAAGAACUGCUUCAGAUUAGUGAUUCUCGGGUCGUCGAGGGUCGGGAAGACUUCGCUCGUGUCCAGAUUCCUAAGCAAUAAAUUCGAGGAAACGUAUACUCCCACAAUCGAGGACUUUCACCGCAAGCUGUACAGGAUUCGAGGCGACGUCUAUCAGCUCGACAUCCUGGACACGUCAGGCAACCAUCCCUUCCCUGCCAUGCGACGUCUCUCCUUCCUCACGGGUGACCUGUUCGUGCUCGUCUUUUCGUGGGACUCUCAGGAAUCCUGGGAGGAGGUGGUCCGCCUUCGGGAGCAGAUCCUCGAGACGAAGAUGUCGGCGUCAGCGAACUGCAGCGGGAGCAGGAAAAAGCGCACAUCCCCGCGGGUUCCUAUGGUGAUCGCCGGCAACAAGUGCGACCGGGAACAGAUGAGCGCGUCGUUAGAGGAGGUCCACGCUUUCGUCUCGUCCCUCAGCUGCUGCGCCUACGUCGAGACCUCCGCCAAGAAGGACCACAACGUCGAUAAACUCUUCUACGAGCUGUUCGUCCUCGCCAACCUGCCCAUGGAGAUGUCGCCGGCGCUGCACAAGCGAGUGUGUCCCGGCCAGCCAUCGCAGGAGACGGGGCCGAGCUUCGGCAGCCGCCACCGGGGCCUGUCCAUCCGGCGGCGGCUGAGCGAGGCCUACGGCAUGGUGGCGCCCAACGUCCGCCGCCCGUCCAUCCGCACCGACCUCCUCAUCCUCAGAGCCAAGACGUCGCUGCACCUCACGGGGAUCGACGCCUUCACGGACAAGAAGCCCCGGCGGGAGGUCUCCUGCGUCAUCCAGUGAGCGAGGCGCCGGCUCCUUCGCCGCGUGUGUCCCGCCGGGGAUGCUCGCGAGCGGGAAUGGUCCUCUGAAUGUUUACAAGAACGCAGGACUUAAUUUCGCCAUAAUUGGAGAUCCUGUUACGACGACCUCGCUAGUGUCUCGUGUCGCUGGCCGGUGCUCCCCCUCCCCCUCCCUGAUCCCACGUCCUCGGCCCCGGAGGUCAGAUGUGGCACAUUCCCACGAGAAAUUAAAACAUGUCCCGCACAUGCUGCUAUCACCUGAGAGAUGUAUAUUUCGCUGUCAUUGUUUCACUACAUUUUAUCUACGAUGAUCCACAUUCCCAUUUAUUAUACUGUGUGUUACAUACUUAUAGAGUACAUAUAUAUUUAUGUAUGGCAUACUUGUCUCGGAGAAAUGCUCUCGUACUCCCGUGUAUUAGAAAUACCCAUUACUUUAUUUUUUCUCAUCAGCUUAACAGCAGCCGACAUUUUCUUUGAGAAUGAAAGAUUCUAUAAAUAGAGACAAUGCAUAUUUUUUGUAUUCAGGUACACAGAUGCAGAGGUAGUUUAUUGGCAGCUUUUCUUAUAAUUGUAUCACCCGGCGGCGGUGUUGCAUUUGUGGAGGUGUGCGUGGGAGGCUGUGCGCGGGGAUGGAAGGUCUGUGCUUUAGGAUUUUCCUUUUUUUCUCGUCGCUGAGUGCGUAGGAGUAAACGGAGAAGGA
Molecule: messenger RNA, 1721 nt
Organism: Penaeus monodon (black tiger shrimp)
Lineage: Eukaryota; Metazoa; Arthropoda; Malacostraca; Decapoda; Penaeidae
Product: GTP-binding protein Rhes-like
Exons: 5
Coding region: 54-1022 (322 amino acids)
Molecular function (GO): GTP binding; GTPase activity
Source: RefSeq, a predicted model, not a curated record